Molecule: messenger RNA, 1055 nt
Organism: Lobosporangium transversale
Lineage: Eukaryota; Fungi; Mortierellomycota; Mortierellomycetes; Mortierellales; Mortierellaceae
Exons: 3
Coding region: 183-926 (247 amino acids)
Source: RefSeq, a predicted model, not a curated record
UAUUUGUUCUCAAACUUUUGUACCGUCUAUCAGAGGCCGAAUUCGUGCAGCAUGUUCUAAGCAAUAUCACUGGCACAGAUCAAACGCUUCGAUCCAAGACCAAGACCAGCACACGUCGUGUUUACUCGAUAACUCCCGCGUCUGUGCGAGAUUGGAAUGACUUUUUACCUUUGGUACGCCGUAUGCCUCUGGCAACCGAGCCUCAGUACACACGUCCUAGUUUUUCGUUAGUCAGGACCUUCACAACCGAGUCGGAUUUACAAGGGAUCUUUCGCUAUGACGUUGGAUCGGUCCGAGGCCUGCCGCCAUUUACAGACACGCGCGGCUCUUUUAGAUUGACGUACGGCACUCCAGACCUGGUUUGCUCGCGCGAGGAUAACCGGUUGGCACUGUUUCCAAUUGAAAUGAAAAGACCUGUUAAGCUGCAUCUGAAUGACGACACCAGCUACUCCGUUGCCUACCUAGCACAAGGAUCAUCGUCACAGGGCCCAGUCGGUCCGCUAAAGCAGAUUUUCGGCUACAUUAGACUUAAUGGAUUUCGCUAUGGAGUUCUGUCAACCUAUACUCAAACAUGGUUUAUCAAACGAGACUCGGCACAUGGCGACGGCAUCCUAAUCUCGCCCACAAUCCACUUUGACAGGACAAACCCGACUCUACUGCAGUGUUACCUGUGGCUGAUUCGGACGGUGGAUAGUGAUACUGAAUGGCAGCCAGACAUACCCGAUGAGACCUCAGUUGAAUACAUGCUCUCGAAGGAGCAACCUGAGGAUAAGGCUACAAAACGUGACAGUGACUUUGUUCCAGAACGUGGUGGUGGUGGAAAAUGGAAGCAAGGAUUCAGAGCCUAUUUGACGCGAAGACCAAGAAGCAGGCAACAGGAUCUAUGCAAUUGGAGAGACGCACUGUUCCAGCUUUCAAGGAUAUGAGACUUAUUACAUUUGGCGAGGGUGCGCGUACGUUCCGAGCUACAUGGAUGGGCGAGGAUGUAGUGGUGAAAAAAGCCGACAUCUGGAAGCAGUCCCCAAUUGUCGAUGAGCUGGAGCACGAGGCCACGA